Messenger RNA from Dictyostelium purpureum, 1419 nucleotides. RefSeq lists its product as uncharacterized. Lineage: Eukaryota; Evosea; Eumycetozoa; Dictyosteliales; Dictyosteliaceae. The record is from RefSeq and is a predicted model, not a curated record. Bases 1 to 1419 code for a protein of 472 amino acids. The transcript has 3 exons. Gene Ontology annotation, molecular function: zinc ion transmembrane transporter activity. Gene Ontology annotation, cellular component: plasma membrane. Gene Ontology annotation, biological process: zinc ion transmembrane transport.
AUGAUAUCAGUUCUACAAUUAAAAAUUAUAUCGACAACGGUAUUGUUUGUAAUGUCAUUACUUGGAGGUAUAGCACCAUAUUGGAUGAAAAACUUAAAGAAUAGCGCAAGAUAUUUAUCAUGGAGUAAUGCAUUUGGUGGAGGUGUUUUCUUUGGGGCAGGUAUGUUACAUCUUUUUGCAACUGCCGAUGAAGAAAUGCAGCCUUAUAUUAAAAAAUUCGAAUAUCCAUUAGCCGCACUUUGUUUAUGUGGUGGGUUCUUAUUCACCUUAUUUUUAGAGUUGUUUAUAAACGCAAUGUUUAUGAAUAGCACAAUAUUUAAUGAAUUACAUGGUCACGGCCAUAGUAGUCACCAUGCACAUGAAAAGGAAAAGCACGGUGUUAAUAUUCAAGAUGAGCAACACCACCAUUCAUAUAUCAAUAACAACAUCAGCAUUGAUAACCAUAGUAAUAAUAAUAAUAAUAAUAAUAAUAGUAAUAGUAUUUUAGUAAAUAAUAUUGAUCAAAAUCACAGAGUUAUAGCAAUUGAGCCAGAUGAGAGACAAAAGCUUUUAGGAUCAAAUGAUAUUAAUCAAAAUUAUGAUGGUGUUAAUGGUGAUUUUAUAGAUAAAGGUGGCAACACUGUAUUACCAGCACAGAUCCAACCAGCACAAAUUAUUAAUAAUGGCAGACAACCAAAAUCACACAACAAAAGUUUAAGCUAUAGAUUUCCACAGGAACCAUCACCACAACAAGAAGAAGAUGAAAUUAUUAUAGAUUAUGAAGAGGAAGAAGUAUUUUCCUUCAUUCCUGAUUCUAAAACUAGGGGCAAUGGGUCAACAGAAAAUGUAAAUAGAAAAAAUAGUUUAAAAAAGAGUCACCAUCACCACUACGAGGAUAACAAUUCAGUCUCAAUAGUCCCUGAAACUAUCAACAACAAACCAGUAAUCUCAAAAGAAGACAAAAUUACUGCAUCAAAAAAAGCUAGAAAUCUAUUAUUACCAUUCCUUUUAGUUAUCGCACUUUCAAUUCACUCUUUGUUUGAAGGUCUAGCAAUGGGUAUUCAAUCAUCUGAAGGACACGUCAUCGAUAUUUUAAUUGCAAUUUUUGCUCACAAAAUUUUAGCUUCCUUUGCAUUAGGCGUUAGCACAAUUACUUCAGCAGAUGAAAAACCAUCAUUUUUAAAAUUAUUUUUAUUGAUUUUAAUAUUUUCAUUAACUUCCCCCCUUGGAUCAGUUAUUGGUAUGGUUGUUAGUAGCGAAGUUGCUGAAUCAUUAGCACCAUCAAUUUUACAAGGUAUUGCAAGUGGUACUUUUCUUUAUGUUGCCGUUGUAGAAGUCAUUCCAAAAGAAUUGGGUCAUGAUAGCGAAGAUGUUUUAAUUAAAUCAAUUUUAUUAUUUUUAGGUUUUGCUUUUAUGGGUGUAGUUGCAAUUUGGGUUUAA